Molecule: messenger RNA, 1541 nt
Organism: Lobosporangium transversale
Lineage: Eukaryota; Fungi; Mortierellomycota; Mortierellomycetes; Mortierellales; Mortierellaceae
Exons: 4
Coding region: 178-1482 (434 amino acids)
Source: RefSeq, a predicted model, not a curated record
CUUUGUUCCUGUAUAAUAAUUAAUCAAAACAGUAACGGUUUCUCUCCUUCUCCUUCUCUCUCUCUCUCUCUCUCUUGCCCAGACUCUGACUUCUUUCAUUCUUCUUCUUCUUCUUCUUCUUCCCCAUCCCUUGUACAUAUACAUAUACAUAUCCAUAUCCAUAUACCUAUUCUAAUCAUGUCCAAAUCUUCCUAUUCCAUGCCCCCGGGUGAAGAAAGACAUUACAAUGUCCCAACUUCAAGACCUAAUUCCAUGCAACAGAAACUAGCCCUCAUGCAACAACAACAACAACAGUACAAUGUCAAACCCAUCACCAUUCGUCCAAACUCAAUGUCUCUUCCUUUUGCUGGUCUCUCUCAUCAACAAACACAAUCCAAACUCUCUCAAUGGCUUCAUUUUGGCCAACAAAAGUUCCUCAAACUCAAACGUCUACACAGGAUACGAACCAGACGUGGUCUCGAACGGAAUUGGUAUCAAGUCAGCACCGCUCUCUUCUUGAUCCUCUCUCUCCUUCUUCUCACUCACCUUCUUGGAUCCAUCAUCGGUUUUGGCUUCAGUUUUGGCUCCCUACCCUUGUUCUCGGGAUCGAGAGAUCGAUUAGGUCCCAGGAUGAAGGAGACACUUCAGGCAUUAGAGGAACUUCAAUACAUGACCAAUUCUGGUGUCAUUGUCACACUUGACAAAAAUAAACUUUAUUCCGGUGUCAGAAGAGCUAGACUCUACCAGGGGUCAAGGAUCCGAAGGCAGAUCAUGGAUUUCCAAAAGGAUCCUGUCAUCAAAGUCGUCGAUAAUGAUUGCCUGGAUGAAGCCUUGAAGCUGAAACGACUGGGCUUUAAACCAAUUGUCCUCGAUAUGGCCAAUCGUGAAUUUCCAGGUGGAGAUUACAGAGCUGAUGGCACCACACAAGAAGCAGGACUCUUUCGUAGGACAAACCUUCAUCAGUGUUUGGACACAGAGCCAAGGCGGUCUGAAUUUUAUCCGUUGCCAAGUCAAGGAGCUGUUUACUGUCCCAACAUGGUCGUCCUCAGGAGAUCAAUCAAGGAUAAUGAAGCAUUUAUGGAGCGUCCAGAAUGGAUGAGUUUCCUGGCCAUGGCACCACUCAGGAACCCUCCACUUGUUCCAAAUGAAGCAAAUGAAAUGGUCUUGGGAGAAAGAGCCGUCAUUAUCACAAAGAAAAAGAUCCAGAAUAUGUUUCGCAUCGCCCUCGAUAAUGGACAUGAUGCUAUUGUAUUAUCUGCAUUUGGAUGUGGGCGUUUACAUAAUCCACCUGAAUCAGUAGCAAUGAUAUUCAAGGAGGUGAUCAAAACCAAUUACAUGGGUGGUGCGAAACAAGGGCGGACAUUUGGUACGAUCGUCUUUGCUAUCACUUCAUACAAAAGCCUGGAUAGCGAUGUAAGUGAUACCUACAACUACGACACCUUUAAGCGUGUUAUGGAGGCUCCAGAUGAGAUCCCACCAACGUCCAAAGAGAUGGAGCUUUAAUCAAAAGAUAUACGCAUACAAUAAUAUAUAUAUAAUAAUAUAAUACAAAUAAAAACCCC